Messenger RNA from Candidozyma haemuli, 1140 nucleotides. RefSeq names its product alpha-hydroxy acid oxidase. The record is from RefSeq and is a predicted model, not a curated record. NCBI's taxonomy places the organism in Eukaryota, Fungi, Ascomycota, Pichiomycetes, Serinales, Metschnikowiaceae. The transcript has a single exon. The coding region runs from base 1 to 1140 and encodes 379 amino acids. Gene Ontology annotation, molecular function: oxidoreductase activity; FMN binding.
AUGAGUCAUCGUUUAGUGGCCUACGAUGCCAAAGUUCAUACCAUCAAAGACUUGGAAGAGGCUGCGACAGUUAAGCUUCUUCCUCUGACCAGAGACUACUAUAAUGGCGGGUCCAUGUACAAUGUGACGCUCAAAGACAACCAAACGUCGUACGACCAGUAUAGGUUUCGUCCUAGAGUGUUGAGGGAUGUUAGCGAAGUCGACACUAGUAUUAUUUCUAUGGGAAAGAAGAAUGCUUUUCCUUUGGGUAUUGCUCCUGCUGCUUGCCAUGGAAUGGCUCAUCCAGACGCUGAACUUGGUACUUCCAGAGCAGCAGCCAAGAAAGGCGUGAAUAUGAUUCUUUCCACCUGGUCAAACUCUUCACUAGAAGAUGUUAUCAACCAAGGUAAAGGCGAAACCACAUAUUGCCAGCAGAUAAACUUGAUGAAAGACGAUACGAUAAACCUUUCCCUUAUCAAGAAGGCAGAAGAGUGUGGGUACGAAGCUGUGAUCAUCACCGUUGACACGCCCUGGGUCGGAAGAAGACUCAGUGAAUUUAAGAACCCUUUCAAUCUCUCCAGAUUUCUCAACUUCCCCAACUUCCCAGAAAUGACCCAGAAGAGGAUGCUUAGUCUUGACGAAAAGCACCAACUCAAGAUGGAUCUUACCUGGGAAUAUAUCAAGUUCCUCAAGUCUAAGACUUCUUUGAAGAUGUGGAUCAAGGGUAUCGCAACAGGUGAAGAUGCUGCAUUGGCUGUAGAGCAUGGCAUGGAUGGUAUUAUCGUGUCCAACCAUGGAGGAAGACAGUUGGAUGGAGCCAUUUCGACUUUGGAGUCUUUGCCUGAAGUCGUUGAGGCUGUCAAUGGAAGAAUUCCUGUUCACAUUGAUGGAGGCAUCAGAAGUGGAACCGAUAUAUUCAAGGCUUUGGCACUUGGAGCUGACUUCUGCUGGGUCGGAAGAAUUCCAUUAUGGGGACUUGCUUACAAUGGAGAACAAGGUGUAUCUCUUGCUCUUAACAUUCUUCACGACGAGUUCCGUAACACCAUGGCUCUUGCUGGUGUGACCAGAGUGGAAGAUAUCGGGCCAGAGCACUUGGCUAGAGUCAGACCUGCUAUCGAGAGAGUAACCAGAAAGAAGGAUAAAACCCCAUCAAAGCUUUAG